Saccostrea cuccullata (small rock oyster) is the source of this 808-nucleotide messenger RNA. RefSeq lists its product as uncharacterized. NCBI's taxonomy places the organism in Eukaryota, Metazoa, Mollusca, Bivalvia, Ostreida, Ostreidae. The record is from RefSeq and is a predicted model, not a curated record. Bases 1 to 762 code for a protein of 253 amino acids. The transcript has 3 exons. Gene Ontology annotation, molecular function: carbohydrate binding; protein binding.
AUGCUUUACUUCCAAGCUGCUGCUGUUUUGAUUUUGACAUCGGCAUUCAGACACGUGGAGACUUCAGACCAGUCGUUUGCUCUCUGUGAUGGUCAAAAAGGUUUUAUCCGCUGCAUAAAAGGAACCCAGAUUCAGAUUUUAUCUGCAAACUACGGACGGACAGAUGAACACGUUUGUCCUACUGGUAAUAUCAAAACUCGUACCUGUCGCUCGAAGACGUCUGAAAUCAAGACAAAAUGGAACUGCAAUGGGUACAGGACGUGCCACAUUCACGCCGCUGUUCAACACUUUGGAGAUCCGUGCCCUAAUCACUCUAAAUAUCUGGAGGUCAAUUACCGCUGUGUCAAGAAACGCGACACGUUUCCAAAAGGUCAAAUUAUUGCAUUUAAUGCAUACAAUACAAAGUCAUUACACCUCAACAAAGGUUCUCCCGUUAACGUUGUCUAUGAUGGCGUAUAUUACAACCAUGGAAACGCCUACAACAAGCACACGGGUGUCUUCACGGCUCCAUCUGACGGACUGUACCUAUUUUCUUGGUCAAGUUGUGUGGCACCAAAUAAGGCCUUCGAUGUGGAAAUCCUUCUCAAUGGACAAAGAAAAGGAAUUGGAAACUGCAACAAUGAAGGAAGCAAAGGGUAUGAAAACUGUUCAAAUACAUUUCCACUGGUUUUGAGGUCCGGUGAUAAGGUCAAUAUCCGUACAGUAUAUGGAAAUUAUUUGCACGGUGGAGGCUGGUCCAACUUUUCUGGAUGGAAAGUCUAAAGACAUGUAUAAGCGGAAUAAAACAUGGGUAAAAGCUACAUUUUCU